AUUGCCGCGACAGUCGUUCGUACGCGGCGUGGUCUCCAGCCAGACACCAAUAAUUCUGGAUAGGAAGGAUUUCUGCGCAUGUGCUCUGUUUUUUUUUUGGCAUCUUCCGAUUGAUGUCUGCCACAUCCUUGUUGAUUCGCGAGAUGAAACCAAAUGGAUUCGAUCUGGUAGGCAGACUCCGAUUUGAUUCGUGUGUGGAAUCUGUCAAUCUUGGGAUUCUGGCCGGAACAGACCACGGUCAGAUUGGUCCGAGUGUUAUCUUUCGAGUAAUCGUCGCGCUAGCAGUGUAUCAUGUGAUAAAGUGGAUAAUUGCAUUUGGAGAGUCUGAGUGGUUUGCCAAAAGUUGAUUUUUUGUUGGGUGGAAGUGUUGACAAUAAAAAAGUGGGAAGAAGAGUUUUUAAGUGUUUAAUUUGAUGGUCUGGAUCCAAGUAGAACGUCAGUGUCAAGUUCAGUGUUCUAACUCUGGGGACGAAUCUCAGUAGAUUGGAUGGAUCCGGCAGUAAAGCAGCAUCCCACAGCGACGUAAUUUAGCAAUAGUUGUUCAAAGACUGAAGUUUUAUACAGUCCAAUAAUACCAUUAAUCAGCCAAGUUUUUUCGUGAGCUGCUUUUGCUUCUCUGUAGUAAUAGUCCAGAUAGCCAAAAAGCUGUGUAAUAAAUUUCCCAAGAAAAAAAGAAACGAAAAUUUGUGACACUCUCUCAGCGUUUCAAUAUAUCUACAACAUACCAACAGCAACAAAGUUGGGGCAAAAGUUUAAUUUGAUUUGGAGAUUCGAACAUUCAAUAAAACAGCCAGGCGCUCUCAGGGUGAUACACAGCGCACAUAAUUGAAUAAAAAUGCGUCGUGGCGACGAGACCUACCGGCGGAUUAUCCGCGAAAAGGUGGUCGUACGGGGGAACACCACCAUCCGGACGCUGGACUCGACCUUGUCCUUUCUGCCGAUCGUAGAGAACUCCCAACCGUCGACGUCCAGCUUCCAGCACAUGGCCCGCAUGAUGGACACGCUGAUACUGGACAAUUUAGCACCGUUCGCCUUUACGAAAAUAACCACCACCCACCGGCCGUCGCGAAUUUCGGCCACCAACCCAGGGGCGGGGGGUGGUCCCGGCGGGGGCGGACCCGGACCAUCCAUCGGCGGUGGAGGUGUGCCCGUCAUCGGCAUGAAGAAGGCAACCAGCACGAGCAACGUGGCUGCGGCGACUUCGGUCCACCCCGGUGGCGGCGGCGGCCCGCCCGGUUCCACGAUCCGGGUCAACCUGCAGAAGAACAAAAUUCCAACACAAGGUCAGCAUGAAGAUUAUGCCAAGACUUUAACCGCACGUCGUCGUCUGUGUCGCAUGGAGGUCCACCCUAACCCGCGCCACCACAGCCACGUCGCGUCCAUGGCUUCCAACGCGUCCUCGCCGCCCACGGCCACCGACUCCCGCUGGAUCUCGUCGCUGCGGCGUCGCGACCCGGAACUGCAACCAACGCUGCCUUCAAUCAACAACUCCAAUCAGCACCACAGCACCAGUACCUCAUCGCUAACGCACCAGAACAGCGUCGGUUACACCAGCUCGACGACCACUCCGACGGAUCGGAGGAGCAGCCGCAAUAGCGGCCAGAAGAGUUCGCUGCGGAAGAGCCGCUCGGUGGAGCGGAUUCGGGCGCGGAAGUUGGCCACGUCUAAGAUUAAGGAGCGGCCGAAGAAGUCCUCGUCGGAGGAGGGCGGGGGUUCGGACGAUCAGGAAGUGACCUCGGUGGAGGAGAACUCGCCGCAGCAGCAGCACUCGCCGGUCAAGCGGCUGGAAAAGUCCAAGAUGUUCAAUUCGAUCGGGUAUGAGUCCCAUUUGGUGGACACGCUGGAGAAGGACAUGCUCCAGAAGAAUCCGAACGUCCAGUGGAACGACGUGGCGGGGUUGAACGAAGCAAAGGCGAUCCUGCAGGAAGCCGUUGUCCUCCCAGUUAUUCUGCCCGACUUUUUCCGAGGCAUUCGACGCCCCUGGAAGGGAGUGUUGAUGGUGGGACCGCCGGGAACCGGCAAGACCAUGCUUGCCAAGGCGGUGGCCACCGAGUGUGGAACGACCUUUUUCAACGUGUCUUCGAGUACGCUCACGUCCAAGUACCGAGGGGAGAGCGAAAAGUUGGUCCGGCUGCUCUUUGAAAUGGCCCGGUUCUACGCGCCCAGCACGAUCUUCAUCGACGAGAUUGAUUCGCUGUGUGCGUCCCGGGGCAGCGAUUCUGAGCACGAGGCAAGUCGACGCUUCAAGGCGGAGCUGCUGAUCCAGAUGGACGGGUUGAAUGCUACCAAUGACGAAAAGAUCAUCAUGGUCCUGGCGGCGACCAACCACCCCUGGGACAUCGACGAGGCCUUCCGACGGCGGUUCGAGAAGCGCGUCUACAUUGGUCUUCCGAACGACAACACCCGCAAGGCGCUGCUGGAGCUCUGCCUGAAGGGCGUCAACGUUUCGCCGGAUCUGGAGACGCCAGCGAUCGUGGAACAGCUGGACGGGUACACCGGGUCGGACAUCGCUAACGUUUGCCGCGAUGCCGCCAUGAUGGCGAUGAGGCGCCACAUCAGCGGCCUCAGCCCGUCCGAGAUCAAGAUGAUCCGGCGGGAGGAGGUCGACCUGCCGGUGACCGCCCAGGACUUCCAGGACGCGAUGAAGAAGACGCGCAAGUCGGUAUCCGCGAACGAUGUGGUCCGCUAUGAAACGUGGAUGGACGAGUACGGGUCGUGCUAGUGUUACGUCUAAG
Molecule: messenger RNA, 2735 nt
Organism: Culex pipiens pallens (northern house mosquito)
Lineage: Eukaryota; Metazoa; Arthropoda; Insecta; Diptera; Culicidae
Gene: kat-60L1
Product: katanin p60 ATPase-containing subunit A-like 1
Exons: 5
Coding region: 836-2722 (628 amino acids)
Biological process (GO): microtubule severing
Cellular component (GO): microtubule cytoskeleton
Molecular function (GO): microtubule severing ATPase activity; microtubule binding; ATP binding
Source: RefSeq, a predicted model, not a curated record